Aspergillus ruber CBS 135680 is the source of this 903-nucleotide messenger RNA. RefSeq lists its product as uncharacterized. The record is from RefSeq and is a predicted model, not a curated record. The transcript is spliced from 3 exons. The coding region runs from base 1 to 903 and encodes 300 amino acids. NCBI's taxonomy places the organism in Eukaryota, Fungi, Ascomycota, Eurotiomycetes, Eurotiales, Aspergillaceae.
AUGUCUUGGAAACCCAACUUAUUAUAUUUCCCGCGAAACCACCGGUACCAUAAAGUGCUUCUUUGGCUUAUGGCUGUUGAGCUGCCGUUCACCAUCGUGAUCCUAACGUUUACCGGAAUUGCAUCGCAUGAUUUGUAUCGAACUCGACUCUGGCAGGAUGGCGCAGACAACGGCUUCAAUAGUGCCCCGAAUGAGAUACUAUAUGCCAUGGCCAACUACCGACCAUACAAAGUGCCAAAAGUUUGGAGCUCAUUUACGGACAACUAUAACUUAGCCCUUGGUGUUCUGAGCACUUUCUUCUUGAUCACCAAAGUGCCCUUGCAUUUCCUCCGCCUCUUCUACCCUCCUGUCUCGGCCUUCGUCCAUGCGGGUUUAUUCGCUGUCUAUAUCGCCUCAGCUUCGUUCCAAGCAGGCAGUGACAUGUCCGACCCGAGACACCCACAGAAAGGCGCACCAUGGUAUAUCGCAAAGAACUGCGAUGUCGCCGCGCACUCGAACAAUAUCGAAUACUGCAAGCAGGCGAAGGCAAUGUUUGCGAUAACCAUUAUCGUCAUUAUUCUCUACUUCGUCGAGCUCGUCCUAAGCCUCCAUAGCUGUGUCCCCACGAAAGAAGAAAUUAACAAGCGCCGCGAACGCCAAGAGGAAAAGAGAACCAUGAAGGAAUACGAGGAGGAGAUCCUCAAAUCUCCCAUCAUGAUCCCUAUGACACCAGGGCCCAACACCGGCGGGUUACCGCCCAUGACACCGCACAGCUUUGUUUUCAACCCGAUGAGCAACGGACCUUCUGAUUUGCCAUUCCGGAACGAGCCAGGUUCUCAUGCUUCAACGCACCAGGAAUCAGCGGAAACCCUAACAUCAGGGCCACAUUUCUUCCCACCUCCUUCUAAGGCGGUAACCAAAUGA